This is a messenger RNA of Moesziomyces antarcticus, 816 nucleotides long. RefSeq lists its product as uncharacterized. The record is from RefSeq and is a predicted model, not a curated record. The transcript has a single exon. Gene Ontology annotation, cellular component: nuclear speck. NCBI's taxonomy places the organism in Eukaryota, Fungi, Basidiomycota, Ustilaginomycetes, Ustilaginales, Ustilaginaceae. Bases 1 to 816 code for a protein of 271 amino acids. Gene Ontology annotation, biological process: mRNA splicing, via spliceosome. Gene Ontology annotation, molecular function: RNA binding.
AUGUCUGGCCGAGGAUACGACCGCGGAUACGACCGCGAAGAGCGCGAUGACCGAGGCCCUCGAAGCGGCCGUGGCGGUGGCCGCGGCGGCGGUCGCGACCGUGCACCUCCUACCACUCUCUUUGUGGCAGGCUUCCCGCCCAGCAUGCGCGCCAAGGACCUCGCAUACGAGUUCGAACGCAUGGGCCCGCUCAUCCGCUGCGACAUCCCUGCGCUCAAGUCGGCCACCGCGACACCGUACGCCUUUAUCGAGUACGAGGACCCACGCGAUGCGGAUGCCGCCUUCCGCGACAUGCACGGCAUGUCGUUCGGCCGCCACCAGAUCUCGAUCCAGUUUGCCAAGAACGCGCCCUCGGCCAACUGGAGGUUCGACGGUCCCUCGCGCGGACCUCCUCCGCCGCCCGCGUACGGCGGACGUGGUGGUGGACGCGACCAGCGCGAUGACCGUGGUCCUCCCCCCGCCGACCUGCCGCCGCCGCGGCCCCAGUUGAGCAAGGAGGAGCAGGAGGAGGCCGACCGUGCCGCCGAGGAGCGUGCGCGCAGACGUGCGGCGCUCCGCCGCGAGCGAUCGCCCGAACCGCGCCGCGACGACGACGCCGACUACUCCGAAGAGCGCAGGAGAGGCUCGCCCCGCCGAGACGACGACGAGCGUCGCGACAAUGCCGACGGCAACACCAAUGGCAACAACGAUGAGGGCGCGCAGAACACGCACGAGGACAGGCCCGAGGCGGCUGCCGAUGCUGCCGCUGACGAGGUUCGUGACGGCGCCGACGCUGAAAAGACGGCCGAAGCCGAAGGCGUCACCGGCUGGGAGUAA